Molecule: messenger RNA, 1065 nt
Organism: Didymosphaeria variabile
Lineage: Eukaryota; Fungi; Ascomycota; Dothideomycetes; Pleosporales; Didymosphaeriaceae
Exons: 2
Coding region: 1-1065 (354 amino acids)
Biological process (GO): carbohydrate metabolic process
Molecular function (GO): arabinan endo-1,5-alpha-L-arabinosidase activity
Source: RefSeq, a predicted model, not a curated record
AUGCCGAUUAGAUUCAGGAUAGCCAACAUGAACCGCUUGCCGACCACUGUCCUGACUCUGCUCACAGUAGCAACCACGACGUUUGCUACACCGGAUCCCAUAUGCUCGGGUUUAUGUACCGGAACGAUUCGCGACCCUGCAGUCCUUCGUCGCGACGAUGGGACUUGGUUACGCUUCACAACUGAAGGAAAUUUGCGCAUCGCAACUGCACCAUCGAUAAGCGGCCCUUGGACUAGCAAGGAGGGCGAGGCUGGCGCGAUGCUCCCCGGUGGCUCCAUCAUAGACCUCGAUCCCGACCAGCGCUUGUGGGCACCCAAUGUGUUUUUCAGCGAUGGACGCUUCUACUGCCACUACAGUGUGUCGACCAUCGGCUCUCAGAACUCUGCGAUCGGUGUCGCCACCAGCGUAACGGGCGAGUCUGGCAACUGGACGGACCACGGCAGCGUCGACUUGCCGGCCGACGAUCGCUACAACCGCAUCGACGCGAACUUCUUCCGGGAAUGCGAUACGUGCACGCCGUACCUAAAUUUUGGGUCGUCCUGGGAACACCUCUUCCAGACUACACUCACGUCCGAUUUGUUGAAAUGGAAAGGAGAGGCGCCAAUCCACAUCGCGAGAAAUACCUCAUAUCCGGCUGUGCCGCAAACAUAUCCGUCGAUCAUGGAGGGUGCAUUCAUGUGGUGGUUGCCGAACGUGAAUGGACACAAGUACUUCUACUUGUUCUUCUCGUCUGGCGCGUGUUGCAAUACGCCAAAGAGCGAGGAGGGUCUCGAAGCACCUGGAGAUGAGUACAAGGUCAUGGUUUGCAGAGGCGAGAGCGUGACUGGUCCUUUUACCGAUAAAGAUGGUAGGAACUGUUUAACAGAAAAUGGUGGCUCCUUGGUCCUCGGUAGCCACGGCGAUGUGUAUGCGCCGGGAGGCCAAGGACUGGCCCACGAUCCGGAUGUCGAUCGUGUUGCGCUAUACUAUAUGUACAUUAAUAAAGCGGAUGGAACCUACAAGGACUUCCGAUUUGGGUUCAACUGGCUCGACUUCUCUUCCGGUUGGCCCGAAGUUGUGGAGUAA